Messenger RNA from Tachysurus vachellii, 3916 nucleotides. RefSeq names its product ST3 beta-galactoside alpha-2,3-sialyltransferase 2 (gene st3gal2). The coding region runs from base 277 to 1332 and encodes 351 amino acids. Gene Ontology annotation, molecular function: beta-galactoside (CMP) alpha-2,3-sialyltransferase activity. The record is from RefSeq and is a predicted model, not a curated record. The transcript has 6 exons. Lineage: Eukaryota; Metazoa; Chordata; Actinopteri; Siluriformes; Bagridae.
GUGCAUGACCCACAGGCAGACCGAGAGAGCGCUGUUUCUGUCUUUCAAGCUGUUCGUGUGUGUGGGUGUGUGUCAGCUGGCACGCUGACGGGCUCUGAGGGCAGGCUGGGCACGGUGGCAGGAGCCGGUGCAUGGCUGUGGGGGGGUCGCGCGGCGUGCGCUCCUCAGCAGCGAGAGAGCCGCUGGGGGUCAGGCUUUGGCUGGGGUCGGACACAGAGACCCUGGGGGCCCAGCGGGGGGCCAGUCGAGCGGUGUACUCGGACUGCAUCAGGGGGCAUGCGCUGCUCUCUGCGCUUAUGGGUACUGCUGGCAUCGUUGGCCCUCCUCUUCCUCACCUCUCUACUCUUUUCACUCUCACUGAGGGGAGGCCCUGGCCUGUCCUACCUGGAGUCUCCUGGGUGGGAAGAGUCAAGACAGGUGAAGUUGGUGCCGAACUACGCUGGCUCCCACAAGCUGGUUUCUGCUGAGGGAAGCCAGCAGAAGACAUGUGUCUGUAAACGCUGUGUGGGCGACCCGGGCGUCUCAGAUUGGUUUGAUGAGAAUUAUGAGCCAGAUAUUUCGCCCGUGUGGACAAGGGACAACAUCCAGCUGCCUUCAGAUGUCUACUACUGGUGGGUGAUGUUGCAGCCUCAGUUUAAGCCCCACAGUAUCCAACAGGUGCUGCAGAGGCUCUUCCAGGUGAUCCCCGGUCACUCGCCGUAUGUCUCUUGGGACCCCGCUCGCUGUCUGCGCUGUGCUGUGGUGGGCAACUCAGGCAACCUGCGUGGGGCUCGCUAUGGCUCGGUGAUCGACGGUCACACCUACAUCAUGAGAAUAAACCUGGCACCGACUGUGGGCUAUGAAGAGGACGUGGGCAGUCAUACCACCCACCAUUUCAUGUACCCAGAAAGUGCCAAGAAUCUGGCUGCCAAUGUCAGCUUUGUUCUGGUGCCCUUCAAGACUCUGGACCUGCUGUGGAUCACCAGCGCCCUCUCUACUGGCCAAAUCCGCUUCACCUAUGCUCCAGUAAAGCAGUUUCUGCGGGUGGACAAGGACAAGGUUCAGAUAUUCAAUCCGGCAUUUUUCAAGUACAUCCAUGACCACUGGACACGGCACCAUGGCCGCUACCCCUCUACAGGCAUGCUGGUCCUCUUCUUUGCCCUGCAUGUGUGUGAUGAGGUGAAUGUAUUCGGCUUUGGGGCUGACAGCCGGGGCAACUGGCACCACUAUUGGGAACAGAACCGUUAUUCUGGAGAAUUCCGGAAAACAGGAGUCCAUGAUGCGGAUUAUGAGGCCCAGAUCAUAGAGCGCCUGGCCAAAGCUGGCAAGAUCACAGUCUUUCCUGGGAAGUGACACUCUGUGUAGCAAAGUGUGGAGGGAAGGAGCCACUGAUGAACCAACCACACAAACCCGGCACCUGAUUUCUUUUCUACCCCAACCUGGAAGAGGAACUGAAUAAAUGUGGACCAUUGAUAUUGGCAUUCAGCUUUUCCAGUACAAGAAUUUUUAUAAUAAUCCAGAAACAUCACACGAGAAAGUAUCCCACUGUCCUUGCUGGUUGUCUAUCAGCUUCUUGUGUGUGCUCAGCCAGUGAUCAACGUAAUAUAAGUGCAAUGACUGUAUGGUUUAUGAGAUGAUUACUGGCUUGAGCAGAACCACUGAUUAACUGUGUGUUAAUCAUGCUACCCUGCAUGAUCACUGCAAGUGCCAGUUUACAUGCUCUUACAGAAACCGGAGCAUUUUUAUGUUGUAUUAUAUCUUUUAUGGUUCACUUUUAUCAUGUUGACUCUGCAUCACUGUGCUCUCACAGCCAUUUGAACAGAUGUUAAUCACUGUCAUCAAUUAUUUUAAUGAGUAAUUACCACAAACAGCUGAUUGUAAAGUGAAACGCUCAGCGCCUUCAGAUUAUCCGUUAAUCCAAAAUCACUUAUUUACUCCUGUGUACCAGUCAGUGUUUUGACGUAUAUUUGUAAAGCACAUUUUAAGCAGUGUUACACGUUUUUGUAUUGUCUGCAGUGGUAGAGCUGAAAUGUCUAAAUUUAUUAGAGCCAAUGUGUUUAAUGACAAAGAUAAUGAAGUCUUAUCUGCGCUCCAGGAACAAAAAUGUAUUUUCUAUGUCCACUGAGGAAGUUAUAGCUAGAUGGUUUGGAACCGGUGGCAUCAGUUGUGUGCCACAUUACUUGAGGUUAAUUGGGAGUAAACCGUGUUUCAGCGCAGUUAGAUGUUUAUGACAUUCAUAGCAAAAUAUUACUUCAAAUAGAUUUGUAAAUUUAUUUUUUUAGUUUAUUUUUUAAGUCACUCUUUAUUUGUCACCAUCUGUUGUGUGUAGAUCAGUGCUCGCUGGAAAAAAGUUUCAGGGUGCUCCGUGCUUCCUGCUUUGGCUUUGUUCUUGGUUUUAUAUUCAGGUACAGUAAACCCAAAAAAAAAAAAAAAAAAAAGUAGACCUAAACAGAUGCUUGCGUGCCUUGUCCUUGCUGUGGAGACAUCCUCCUUGCAGUGAAACAAAAAAUUGUAAAAAAGUGUAGUCACAGACUGUCUUCUUACUGUGCAUUUUAGCUCAUCUGCUCUCCAUCACACACACCAACACCUGUCAUAUAAUUUUAACAAGCAACUGUGCAUUUUUUUUUUUUUAUUCAUACACACACACAUUUUGAUGUAUUGGCUUUGUGAUCUCACUGCCAUCAAACCUCCUACACUCCCUUCUCUAAAAUCUGUUCACUGCUGAGCACCGUGCCUUCAGGACCAUUCAGAAGCACAGUCCUCUCACCUCUCUGUUCCUAACCGAAACCGUCAUUGUGGCUGAUUAUUAUUGCUGAAACCCUGACAAUAGACCCUUGCAAAACCAUACAAUGCAUUAACCUCCUGAGACCCGUAUGCUACUGUUGUGUACAUUACAAUUUCUACUGACUGUUUCUCUUAAUUCAUAGCUGAUAACUAUACAUUUAAUCAGUGUUUUCAAGGAAGCAGUUUGGCAAAAGAAUUAUACCUAACAGUCCUCAUAUAAGGUUGGUACAAUAAAUAUAUAUAGACAAUGAAGUAUGAGAAAAUGUUAUGUCCUCAUAUGAGGACAUUCGGGUCUCAAGAGGUUAAUAUAAGUAGGGAUAGUACAUUUAUCGGGUUGAGGCACAAGUGUUAACGUAAUGUUGACAACCGAUUUAUUAAUACGCAGAUGUUUACUCCCUUCCUCUUGGUGGAAAUAUUCCUUUAAAACGAUGUGCAAUUUAUCACCAAAGAGUCGCAUGAAAAGAAAAAAGAAUGCCUCAAAGGCCAAAAGCCUGUCCAACAAACACUAAAAAAGCAAAUGCUUGUUAGAUUAUGAGGGUUUUGUAUAGUACACUUUGUAGUUUGUUCCCUUCAUCCCAAAAUGAUGACUUUUACAUUUCUGGUCUGACAAAGAAAUAUAAUCCCGCUGUUGCAUUAUUGUGCACAUUCAACUCAAAAUAGUCUGGCUUGUUUGGAGUAUUUAAACACCCCUGUCUCAUUUUCUUCAUGUCCAUCAACCUUCCAGAUCUGUGCCUGGCAACUUCACUGAGGAGUUUCCCUUCUUUUCACUGUUGGAGUUAGUGUUAGUGAUGCAGCUAGUUUGGAAGACUGAGGUUUUGUAUUAUGGAUCUUUGUGAUUUUGGGGAGUGAAAUCCCUGCUGUCCUAACGUUUAUACUGACCUGACUCCAUCCUGUGUUUGACCCUAAGCCUUUCAAAUGAACCACUGAAAACACACACUGUACAUAUCCUCCUGGUGUUUUAUUGCGCUUCUUAAUAGAACGCCAACUCGUUAAUGGUGUAGUGACAGUUAUCAGGUCAGUGCUUUCUCUCUUUCCUUUUCCAACCUCCUCAUGUGUAUGUGUAAUUAUGGACUGUUUUUAUCUUAUGCUAUUGUAACAAAUAAAUGCAUACAAUAAACAGUCAGUCUACCUGUCUGAUAAUGUAGUACAUGGA